Aspergillus oryzae RIB40 is the source of this 1653-nucleotide messenger RNA. RefSeq lists its product as uncharacterized. The coding region runs from base 1 to 1653 and encodes 550 amino acids. The record is from RefSeq and is a predicted model, not a curated record. Gene Ontology annotation, cellular component: nucleus. NCBI's taxonomy places the organism in Eukaryota, Fungi, Ascomycota, Eurotiomycetes, Eurotiales, Aspergillaceae. Gene Ontology annotation, biological process: regulation of transcription by RNA polymerase II. The transcript is spliced from 5 exons.
AUGAGCUAUCUUUUGUUCCUGUUCCUGUUCCUGUUUCUUUUAUUUAUUUGUUUAUUUUUGAUUUACCCUGUCUACGGCGGGCAGUCAGGCUCUGAGCCGGUGUUUCAACGGGUUCAGAGCAAAGGGUGGUCUCAAAAGGCCGGAGUAAACUAUAGAAGGUGCGGCGCACCUGAUGCGUCAAAAACCGCCGCCUCCAUGACAGAAUCAUAUGAUCCCGACGAGGACCGUCGUUCUCCAGGGCUGGAGGCGACCAAGCCGGAUUAUAAGCCCCACAAAGAUCCGACUCCUCCUUUUUUGAUCAAGGAGACUAAAGAGCCCGAAGGCGAAUUUAAAUAUUCUCCAGGCGAGGGAACACCGGACUGUUCCCACCCUAACCGACCUGAUAUUGCCAACUAUGAGAGAUCUGAUCCACUUCGCCCAGAGCACUUCCGUGAUAUCCUCUGUGAUGAUUUGCUGGAGAGGCCUAUUGUUAAGCCUGAGAAGCCAAAGCUAGAAAGCCCUGUGGUGGAGCCGGCAAAACCUAGAGAGCCUCAAUCAGAGACGGAUGCAAGUGAAGCAGCUAAGCGCGCUCUUGCACUGUUAGAGCUGCCAAAGCCCAUUGAUGAACCCUUGGAGCCUCCAGAGAUCCCGGUGAAAUCACACAUCCCUUCUCCUGAGAGGCGUCCUGGCGUGAAAACGGAUAUCCUGUCUCCAAAGAUUUCCCAGCCACCGCCGCCUGCCCUUCCCAGUAUCUCGGAGAAGAAACCAUUCAGUCCGCCUUUAAGCCAAUACACAAUCUCCGUACAUCCGUCGCCGGACGUGCUGCCCCCGUUUCACUCCCCUGACAAUACCACCACCCUGCCCCCCAUUCAGACUGCACUACGUGGGCUUGCUCAUGUCAAUGAACCCGCUGUACGCGUCAAUGGCUCAUCUCCCUAUUCUCUGCCACCCGUCACAGCGAGUUCUCCACCGGGACUUAGGAGUGACCCUGUCUGGGAGCAUCAACGACCAAGCCCUUUCGUUCCUCCUCCCCAGAUCCCUCCUAGCCCUUACUCGCAUUUGUCACCUGCGAGUACCAAAGACUUGUCAGCCGUGUCGUCUCCGGCAACGCAGAGCUCGUACUGGAGACCUCAGAAAUCCGACAUACCUUAUAUUACAUCCACCUAUGACAUCACACAUUGUGAAGCAAAAAGCCCGGCCACGAGUUACCCAACACCCACAGACCAAACUCCAGGGGGCACGUGUGAACGGACACCAUACAAUCCAAGUCCGCAACACAAUGCGGCUGUCGCCUCAGGAGCCUACAAAUGUCGGCAUCCGGGGUGUACCGCUCCGCCUUUCCAAACUCAAUACCUAUUAAACUCCCACGCGAAUGUUCACUCGCAAGACCGUCCCCAUUUUUGUCCCAUUGAGGGUUGUCCUCGCGGAAUUGGCGGGAAAGGGUUCAAACGCAAGAAUGAAAUGAUCCGACAUGGCCUGGUCCAUAAUUCCCCUGGUUACGUGUGUCCGUUCUGUCCAGACCAACAACAUAAAUACCCACGACCCGACAACCUCCAGCGACACGUGCGGGUCCAUCAUGUGGACAAAAACAAGGAUGACCCCCAGCUCCGGCUCGUCCUUUCACAAAGACCAGAAGGCAGCGCGCGAGGGCGCCGCCGUCGGAUCAACCCUUGA